Molecule: messenger RNA, 3931 nt
Organism: Clupea harengus (Atlantic herring)
Lineage: Eukaryota; Metazoa; Chordata; Actinopteri; Clupeiformes; Clupeidae
Gene: ccnf
Product: cyclin F
Exons: 17
Coding region: 227-2629 (800 amino acids)
Molecular function (GO): protein binding
Source: RefSeq, a predicted model, not a curated record
CAACCGGGGGAGGAUCUCGCAACAUCUGAGUUGCAUGCAUGAAGCUGUGGAAACAGGGUUUCAUCUAGUCGCUGUCAAUUAAACCCAGUUAUAUUACUUUAUUUAAACCAGACAAAACACAUUUCACUUUGAAUUCAGAUACUAUAAUAAAUCAGGUCUGAUACGCAGCACGUUUCUGUGAAUGAACACAGACUUGAGUUUCUAACUUCACGGGAUUCCACUUGAGAUGAAAGCGGGCGUGCUUCACUGCCGGUGUGCUAAAUGUUUCACAGUGCCAUCUCGGAAGCGGGUGCGCAAGAGAGUGCCCACCCUAACACUGCUCUCUCUGCCUGAAGAGAUCAUUUUGUAUGUGUUGCAGUGUCUCUCAGCUGAAGAUAUUUUGGCCAUCAGAGCUGUGCACUCUCGCCUGCGAGAUCUGGUAGAUGGUCAUGCCAGUGUGUGGGCAAGGGCUGGCUUCAAGGACCAAUGGCCUGCACCUAAAAGCAUUUGGCUUUUUGAAAGGGCUGCAGAAAGAGGAAAUUUUGAAGCUGCUGUGAAAUUAGGAAUUGCCUACUUGUACAAUGAAGGACCAUCUUUGAGUGAUGAGGGGAGGGCUGAUGUGUGUGGAAGGAAAGCAUCUCAUUACUUCAGUUUGGCAGAGGGCUUGAGACCACCGUCUGCCGAUCCCUUUGUCUGGGUGUUCAUUCGGCCACCCUGGUCCCCGUCGGGCAGUUGCUGCAAGGCUGUGGUGUAUGAGCGCCUACAGGCUGAGUGUGACGCUAACUUGGAAAGGAGAGGAGCUUUACUACACUGUCUGGCUAGAGUGCUCCAGCUCUUUGAUGAUGAGGAGAAGCGAAAGGAGGCUCUGCAGAUGCUUGAGAUGUCUGCGUGUAGUGGAUGCGUGCAGAGUGCCUACCUGCUAUGGGAGCAUAAACGACGCUUAGCAAUGACAGACCCAGGCCGUUAUCUCCAGUGUAUGCGAACACUCAGGGACUAUGCUGCCAAAGGAUGCUGGGAAGCACAGUUGUGUCUGGCUAAGUUGUGCAUCAGUGGAAACCCACUGGGUUUAGAGCUGCAGGCUUGCACCAACCUUGUGGCCCAACUGUUUCACUCCAGCCAGUUACCAUGGAGACGAGCAGAGGAUUUGCUAAGGCAGGGACUCAAUGACACUAUGAGGUACAUCCUGGUGGACUGGCUGGUGGAGGUGACCACCAUGAAGGACUUCUCCAGCCUGACGCUGCAUGUGACUGUGUGUGCUGUGGACCGUUACCUGGCGCUGCGCUCUGUGCCCAAAGCCCGUCUCCAGCUAUUAGGCAUUGCCUGCAUGGUGAUCUGCACAAGGUAUGUUAGUAAGGAGAUCCUGACCAUUCGGGAGGCGGUGUGGUUGACUGAUAACACAUAUCAAUAUGAGGACCUGGUCAGGAUGAUGGGAGAAGUGAUUGCAGUACUUGGGGGCAAGAUCCGUACUCCCACUCUAGUGGACUACGGGGAGGUGCUGCAGUCCCUGCUGCCCAUGGAGCGGCGCAGUGUGCACUUCUUCUGCUACGUCUGUGAGCUGUCUCUGCUCUACGCCGUCCUGAGCGCCAUUCCACCUGCACGCCUGGCCUGUGCCGCCCUGCUACUGACGCGUGCACUGCACCACUACGCUCCCGUUUGGCCCUCACUUCUGGCUGAAAACACUGGCUUCAGUAGUAAAGAGCUGGUCCCCACUGUCAUGAUGCUUUAUGUCAAAUGCUUCAGUCAGGAUGUCCCUAAAGACUAUAGGCAUGUGUCGUUGACGGGAGUCAAGCAGCGCUUUGAAGAUGAAAUGUAUCAUCAGAUCAGUAAAGAGCCGGUGAUGGGCUUGUCUGAGCUGUGCCACAUUUUGGAAGUUCCUGAGGUUCAGGCUCAGAUGGGGCCCCUGACUCUCAGUGCAGAACCAGCGGAUAUACACACAUUCCUCUCCUCUCCUUCCAGUCACAGCAAGAGGCGGAGAGAGGAGAGCAUGCAGAACCACAGGAGCAGCUUUCUGGCCACACCCACGGCAGAGCUGUCCACUCAGGAGGAGGCGCUGUUGGGGGACAUCCUCGAUUGGAGCUUGGAUACGUCCAGUUCGGGCUACGAGGGAGACCAGGAAAGCGAAGGAGAAAAGGAUGCUGAGACCACGGGUGUGACGAUGCAGUUGCAGCUGGAAGCAGAGCCUACUGACUCUCGAGCACACUGUCGUGCCCUCUCCAGUGACGAUGACAGCUUGAACGAGGGAGACACUGGUGACGAUGUGUCACGGAGAGGCGAGAGCAACAGCAAGCAGUGCCCUCAUGAACCGCGCAGCUCAGACCCUCACCCUCUUUCCACCACAGUCACCCACUCCUCCUCUCUAGUCACCCACUCGGCUGAUAUCCACAGCUCCGGCUACUCUUCUGUCCAAAGUUCCAGUCCCUCCUCUUCCUCGCUGCUGCCCUGCUCCCUCUCUUCGGUGCCUUCAUCUUCCUCACCCCCCAACCAUGUGCCUGGGUUUCGUCUGCUGGUUCCAGCGCAAGGACCUGUUCGUAGACAAGUGAAACGGAAGAAUGGAGCAGCACACAGCGGUGAGGAAAGAGAGGAGGAAGAACAGGAGGAGGAGGAGGAGGAGGAAGGAAGAGUCUCGCGUGUGACUUUUUUGAGCCUGUGAGAUGAUGCACUGUACCCUUCACUCCUCAGAAGCACUUUGGUUUUGUAAAAUACUAUGAAUGAGGAGUUUAUCAGGUGCCAGGAAGAAAUAUUUGCACCUCAUUCUGUGCAUUAGCACCAUCCAAUGAUCAGCUUUAUAGUGUUUUUAUGUUUUUUUUUAUAAAGGGAAUAGAGAAUCCCUACACCUGUCACAUUUCACCUGCCGUGUAUUUAAUGGGAGGACUUGCCAGCUGUUAGAACUCGUAGGGAGGUCAACACUGGAACUUACUCCUGUUGUCAGGUUUGUUUCUUACACUGCGAUCCCUGUUGCCUCAGCACGCUUAUUUUCACACAGACUGUUGUAACCAGACCAUCAACCUCAUGAAACCCUACAGGGCUCUUUCAGCUUUGUAAUCUGUUCUGAUGUCAAACAAUAUAUUUGUAUGAAUAUAUUUUUCCACUCAUGAAAGGAUCCACAAUGUGCAGUAUUGUUACUCUUGUGUUUGACCUGUGCAUAGACCAGCUCAGGCUCUAAAAGCACAGUGUUUUAUGGUUUGGAAGCAGCUUCUGUAGGUUUUUAUUAUCACAUGUACUGCCUUAAUGUGACAUGAGUCAUAGGUACUGCAGGGAGAUAGCCUACAGUAAACUCAGACGACAACACAAUUUUGUCUCAGAUCAUCCAUACACUGUAGAUAAAUGCCUAAAGAAGGCCUGUACUUUUGUCUUUUAAUUUAGUUUUUGUUUUGUUUUUAAAGUAAUGUCAGGAUUCAGUUCUUUUCAUAGUCAAGUUGUGUGCAGCAGGCCGAAACUACAAAUCACUAACCUCACUGUCAGGAGCAGUUAUCCACAUAGGAAGGUAUAGCUGAUAUUCACAGUCAUCAAUUUAUACAUGCUGGAUGUUAGCUGCUGGUGGGAUUCAUUUUGGGGGAGUUUGUGUAUUGCUGAAGCAUCAGAAUGACAAAUACUCCUGUUUCAUUUAUUUUUGUUUACAUUUCUUGUGUAAUUCUGUACAUUUGGAGAACAGUGCUACAUCAGGUGUACAGUAUGUCACCAAAGUUUAUAAAAUACGGAUAUCAGUAAUAUAAUGAUUAUAUAAAUAUCUGGAAUGGGCAGUUCCUCAGCUCCAAAAGAGUGUUGGGUAAAAACCUUUGCCAUGCUGACACAAUCAACCAUUAGUGUGCAUCCUAAUGCUCUAUGUUUUGCAUGAGGCUAAUCUUGACUCUUGCGUAACACCCAGGUGCUAUAUCUCAAAAAAUAUUUUGUGGAUUAAGAAGUGAUGUACUGUAUGUCCAACUGGGCAGCUUUGUCUCAAUAUAUAUAUAUA